AUGGUGCUGGUUGUUAGCUCAUUCAUACUUAUCACUUCCCAGCUCCGAGCUCCAGCAAAUAUGUCGAUGGUCGUGCCCACAAGUUCCAAGCUCCUCCUCUUCCACCUUUACGCCAGCUGCUGCUUGCUCCUCUCCUACCAUGCUGUAGCAGGAGCCGCUGCCUCGCCCUUCUCCUUCAGCUUCGACUUCUCCAACGGACCAAGCUACAGCUCAGAUGACCUCCUGUUCCAGGGCGACGCUGGCCUCCACGAUGGGCUGGUUGACCUUACCUGUAACUCCUUGGCGCACUCCAUCGGCGGUUGCAAGGGACGGAUGUCGUACAAUCACCCGGUGCCGUUCUACGACAACACCACCGGCGUGGUGGCGAGCUUUUCCACGCGGUUCCACUUCGCCAUCAGGAUCGUCAAUACCAACGGUGGCGCCGGCGACGGCAUGGCUUUCUUCCUCUCCAGUUACCCGUCCGUGUUGCCGGGAUCUGGUGGGGAAACCCUCGCCCUCCAUGAUGGCGACGGUAUGAACGCCGUGGGCACCAACCGGAUAAUCGCCGUCGAGUUCGACACAUUCCAAAACUUAUUUGACCCCACUAGCUCCAGUCACAUUGGCAUCGACAUCAACACUGUCACGGCCUCCGUCAACACAACAAGCCUGAACGGCUCCAUGAACGACUCCAUGACGGCGUUCAUCACUUUCGACAGCACCACUCGCAUGCUGGUGGCCUCUCUGCAAUUUGAUGACAAUCCUUCUCGUGGCCCCUAUGAGGUCAGUGCACAGUUAACCGAUCCCGUCACGGACUUGCUCCCGUCAGAGGUAGCGGUGGGGUUUUCUGCAGCCACCGGUGCAGAAGUCGAGCUCCAUCAGAUUUUGUCCUGGUCCUUCAAUUCAACGCUACAUGCUCGCAAAGACAAUCAGAAACUGGUUAUUGGAGUUGCUGUUGUGUGUGCGGUAGUCCUGGUUGUAUCCUUCCUGGUUUGGUUUAUUCUGUCCUGGUUGAGGUGGAGGCGCAUUCGUGAUUCCUUCUCAGCGGGAACAAAUGGCCUUAAGCGAUUCAGGUACAGUGAUUUGGCUGGCGCGACAGGAAGAUUCUGCAAGCAGAACGUACUUGGAGAGGGUGCCUUUGGUGCAGUAUAUAAGGGAAGCUACACAGAUGAGAACGGAAAACAAGAAGUGGCGGUUAAGAAAAUAAAGAAGACUACAUGCGAAGCCGGGGAUUUCAUCUCCGAACUCAAGACAAUUAGUGCAACGAGGCACAUGAAUCUAAUCGAGCUGAAAGGGUGGUGCUGCAGCCGGAACAUAUACAGCUUGACAGAUUUUCUGUGUUGGUGCAGGCAGCCAAGGGUUAAACUCUAUCUUGUCUAUGAGUUGGUGCAUAAUGGUAAUCUGGAUGACCACCUACACCGCAUGGAGAAUAUUCUACCGUGGGAAAAGAGGUAUCAAAUAGUGAAGGGCAUAGGGUCUGGACUUCGUUAUCUUCACCACCAAUGCAAGGAUCACAUCUUACACAGAGAUAUCAAGCCAAGCAACAUACUACUAGAUUAUCAUUUCAACGCCAAGCUCGCUGACUUUGGGCUAUCUAGGGCCACCAGUGAAAACAAUACAACAUUGAUGACAAUUGCUAUAGGAACAGAGGGGUACAUGGACCCACAAUGCAGGAAGCAUGGGAAAGUUCAGUUUAGCCGUAAGUCCGAUGUCUACAGCUUCGGAAUCGUUCUGCUAGAGAUCGCAUGCACAGAUAAGUCCAGGGAGCAAGUCUGGGAGAUCUAUAGGGGGAGCGCCACAGAACUUGAGGUCGUGAAGGCUGCCGCUGACGGGAGUUUAGAUGGUGUCUUCGACGUGACGCAGAUGGCUCGUGUGAUACUCCUGGGCCUCAAGUGCUCUCACCCAGAUGGGAAACGACGUCCUUACAUGGAGGAUGCAAUGAAAUUCCUGGAGGACGGCAUAGAGCUGCCUGAUACAACCGAAAUAGAGGGCCAGCAAGGUGAAAGAUUCCUGGGCACCAUUAGCUCUGACGAGUAUGCACUUUUAUCACCUCAGCUGCGCAGCUGA
Messenger RNA from Lolium rigidum, 2043 nucleotides. Its product is annotated as probable L-type lectin-domain containing receptor kinase S.7. Gene Ontology annotation, cellular component: plasma membrane. Gene Ontology annotation, biological process: protein phosphorylation. NCBI's taxonomy places the organism in Eukaryota, Viridiplantae, Streptophyta, Magnoliopsida, Poales, Poaceae. The transcript is spliced from 3 exons. The coding region runs from base 1 to 2043 and encodes 680 amino acids. Gene Ontology annotation, molecular function: carbohydrate binding; protein kinase activity; ATP binding. The record is from RefSeq and is a predicted model, not a curated record.